Molecule: messenger RNA, 1537 nt
Organism: Dipodomys ordii (Ord's kangaroo rat)
Lineage: Eukaryota; Metazoa; Chordata; Mammalia; Rodentia; Heteromyidae
Gene: Agxt
Product: alanine-glyoxylate aminotransferase
Exons: 11
Cellular component (GO): peroxisome
Molecular function (GO): L-serine:pyruvate transaminase activity; L-alanine:glyoxylate transaminase activity
Source: RefSeq, a predicted model, not a curated record
CAUGGAUGGGGGUUUAAAUGACCUGUGGGCAGGGCCCUAUCCACCAGUCCUGGCCUCUGAGUCCAGCGCAGGACCCGCUGGGAAUGCUCCGGGCACUGACCAAGGCCAGUGUGCCCUGGGCCCCGCGCAGCAGGCUGGAUUGCAGCAUGGCCUCCCAUCCGCUGCUGGUGCAGCCCCCUGACACCCUCCGCAGACCGCUCCACGUCCCCAGCCGGCUUCUGCUGGGGCCGGGCCCCUCUAACCUGCAGCCUCGGGUCCAGGCGGCUGGCCGACUGCCCGUGAUCGGCCACAUGCACAAGGAGAUGUUCCAGAUCAUGGACGACAUCAAACAGGGCAUCCAGUAUGUGUUCCAGACUAAGAAUGCCCUCACACUGGCGGUCAGCGGCUCCGGACACUGCGCCCUGGAGACCGCCCUGUUCAACCUCCUGGAGCCUGGGGACUCUUUCCUGGUUGGGGUGAAUGGCAUCUGGGGACAGCGAGCUGCCGAGAUUGGAGAGCGCAUUGGAGCCAGGGUGCAUCCAUUGCUCAAGGAGCCCGGAGACUGCUACACACUGCAGGAGGUGGAGGAGGGUCUGGCCCAGCACAGGCCGGCGCUGCUGUUCCUCACCCACGGGGAGUCAUCCAGCGGGGUGAUGCAGCCCCUGGACGGCUUCGGAGAGCUCUGCCACCGGUGAGUCCCGCCCUGGCAGUGUGGAGCCGCACAGACCUCUCCUGCCCAAGGAGGGCAGGUUCCUCACCUUCCCUCUGUUCCAGGCAUUGAUGUUCUGUAUUCCGGCUCCCAGAAGGUCCUGAAUGGCCCCCCAGGGCUCUCCCUCAUCUCCUUCAGCAGCAAGGCCAAGUGCAAGGUCUCUGCCCGGAAGACCAAGCCCUUCUCCUUCUACAUGGACAUCAUGUGUCUGGCCAACCUGUGGGGCUGUGAUGAUAAACCUAGGAUGUACCAUCACACCAUGCCCGUCACUGGCUUGUUCUGCCUGAGGGAGAGCCUGGCACUGGUGGUAGAGCAGGGCCUGGAGGCCUGCUGGAGGCAGCACCGCCUGGCCUCGGCCUACCUGCACUCGCAGCUGCAGGAGCUAGGCCUGCAGCUCUUCGUGAAGGACCCGGCCAUCCGGCUCCACACGGUCACCACAGUGGCCGUGCCCCCCGGCUACAGCUGGAGGGACAUCACCGACUACUUGAUGGACCACUACAGCAUCGAGAUCACCGGCGGCCUCGGGCCCUCUCUGGGGAAGGUGCUGCGGAUUGGCCUGAUGGGCUGCAACGCCACCAGGGAGAACGUGGACCGCGUGGCCGAGGCCCUGCGGGAGGCGCUGCGGCGCUGCCCCCAGCGCAAGCUGUGACCCCCAGCGCGCCCGGCGGAGCCCACGGACGGCGCGAGGCCCGUCCCGCCGGGCACCGCAGGCAGGGCAGGGUGGGGCAGCCUCUCCCCACACGUGGAACCUUCUGGAAUAGCGCCCACAGUGCCUCCCACGGGAGCCCCCGUCCUCCCAGGACACGGGUGCCUCUCAGCACCCAAUAAAGGGCCGGUCCGCUCUCCUCU